Paramecium tetraurelia is the source of this 1461-nucleotide messenger RNA. RefSeq lists its product as uncharacterized. Lineage: Eukaryota; Ciliophora; Oligohymenophorea; Peniculida; Parameciidae. The record is from RefSeq and is a predicted model, not a curated record. The transcript is spliced from 4 exons.
AUGAAUGAGACUGAUUUAUUGAGAUGUAAAAGAGAGCAAUUUCACACAGAAAUCAGAAGAAAUCACUUAGAAAAGAUAUUCAAUGUCAAAAGAAAAGUAUCAAAUUCCGAUGCCCAGAUUUCUGCUUAUUACACUUAGUAAAUGCAUCACAUGGGGAAAAUUAAAUUACUAGAUCUACUACUCCUAAUUAAUGAAAAAGUCAAUAAACCUGUAGUUGAAAUGGUUUAAAAUGACCUUGGUCUUCAGCUGAGUAAGUUGCUUAAUUUAAAUGAACUCUAUUCUAAUUGGGAUUUAUUCAAAAACAUAUUGAACUAUCUACACAUUUUAGUGCAAUUGCCAGACGAGCAUUUGCAAAACUACCCAAAAUUUAACGAGAUGUUAAUAUCAUUUAGUUAGCUAUUCAUCCUUUUGGAAGCUGAUAUUUUUCGAAAAGGUUUUUGCAUAAAGGGGAACGAUCAGAACUAUCCAUUAGAAGCAGGUUAUGAUGAUAUAUCUCGAUUGUCAUAUGCCUUUAUUAAGAUUGAUUAAAUCCUAAUGUAUUCAUCAACUACAUUUUAAUCAAGAGGAGAACUAUUGCGAAAUAAAUUGUUUGUGCAUAAUCUCUGUCAUGCUUUCCAUAUCCAAAUGGAUAAUAGUGUGCUUGAAUUACAUUUAUAACUGAUAACAUCUUUGCUACAGGACUUGUACAAAUAGGAUAAUGAUUGUCGAAAACAUGCAGAAGUGUUCCUUAAACCCAUUUGCAGUGCAUUGUCUACUAAAAAUUUGGAUAAGCUAAAUUAUCUAUUAUAAAUAUUGCUCAAUUUGGCCUUUGUGGGAAUGCAUAAUGGAUAUGACUAGAUUAAUUCAAUAUUUAAAUUCAACGGAGCCCUGGAAUUGAUGUAAAUCUUGAAUGAAGGCUUGAAUGAUUAAUUGACUUUGAGAAUUCUGGCUGAAAUUGCUUAACAAAGUCCAGCCCAUAUUGAGAUUUUGAUAAAAAAUGGAUUGCUUCAAUAAUUGAAAUUGAAACUAUGUUCGAAUAAUAAAUUGGUUUUGAAUUAGGCUUUAUGGGUCUUAGAAUUCUGCAUAUGUGGAGCAAAACAGUUUUACGAUGUCAUAUUUGCAUAAAUUGACAUUACAAAUUAUGUUAUCCAAUUACUGAACUCCCCCGAUGAGUUGAUACAUGUUUAAGCUUGUUUUACUUUGUGUGCUUAUCUUUAGAAAGGUAACUUUUAGUAAACUCAAUAAUUGUGUUAAUCGAAAAUACAUCUAAAAGUAUUUUAAUUUUUGCAAUUGAAAAAUGUGGAAUUGAAUUAGGCUAUCCUUGAAGCGAUUAUUGAGAUAUUGAACAAGGAAACGUGGUAGAGUAGUCAAUAUUCAUUGAUAUCGUCAUAAGAGAGGGAGAAUUUACGUUUUGUUUUGGAGAGACUCGAUGAAGACCAAUCUAUUUUUUCAAUGAUAAAUAAUUUAUUGUCAUAUUUAUGA